Messenger RNA from Penicillium hordei, 3243 nucleotides. RefSeq names its product glycosyltransferase. Gene Ontology annotation, molecular function: UDP-glycosyltransferase activity; hexosyltransferase activity. The record is from RefSeq and is a predicted model, not a curated record. Gene Ontology annotation, biological process: carbohydrate metabolic process. Bases 1 to 3243 code for a protein of 1080 amino acids. The transcript has 2 exons. Lineage: Eukaryota; Fungi; Ascomycota; Eurotiomycetes; Eurotiales; Aspergillaceae.
AUGGUGGCGCAACCUCCAAAGGGCACCGCGCCGGAACAAUCCACUCGGGUGCCCUCAACACACAUCGGCCUCGACGAUCAAGAGCUGGCCGAGGACGACGUGCCUCCCCCUGCCUACGGCGAAUAUUAUGGCGAGAUUCACGAUGAAAAGAAUGGCACGGGGACCAGUGCCCAGCUCACCGAUGAUGGCCGUAUCGCCAUUCGCAUCAAUCACUUCAGUCGCCAACUGUCCCGGCUUAUUGCCCCCCCUCCACAUGUCGAAGACAGUCGUCCGCUCCCUCCCCCAUAUAUUCCUCCUUCCCUGCGAGGUGACCCGUCAGCCCAUCUCCCUCCGCCCUUGAACAUAGUCAUCCAGGUCGUGGGCUCUCGUGGAGAUGUGCAACCCUUCGUUGCCUUGGGAAAGGUCUUGAAAGACGUCUACGGCCAUCGUGUCCGUCUGGCCACUCACCCCACCUUCCAGGACUUUGUUCAGCAGCACGGCCUGGAAUUCUUCAGCAUUGGCGGCGACCCGACCCGGUUGAUGGCCUUCAUGGUCAAGAAUCCCGGCUUGACGCCGGGCUUUCGUGGCGUGCUGAGCGGAAAUGUCGGCCAGCAAAGAAAACAUGUUGCCGAAUAUAUUCAGGGCUGCUGGCGGUCCUGUUACAGAGCCGAUGAUGGAACUGAUGAUGAUAACCUUUCCGAGUCCUCUUCAGGAAGCGAUUCUGGCUCAGCAAACCACUUUGUUGCCGAUUGUAUCAUCGCCAACCCCCCGAGUUUUGCCCAUAUCCAUUGCGCAGAGAAGCUCGGCAUCCCGCUCCAUAUCAUGUUCACUAUGCCAUAUUCCCCUACCCAGGCCUUUCCUCAUCCGCUGGCCAACGUUCAAGCCUCGAAUGCCGACCCUCAACUUACCAAUUACAUCAGCUAUGCCCUAAUCGAACUACUCUCAUGGCAGGGCCUCGGUGAUAUCAUCAAUCGAUUUCGUGUAAAGUGUCUCGAUUUGGAUCCCGUAAGUACCAUCUGGGCCCCCGGGAUGCUUCAUCGUCUGAGAAUCCCCCACACCUACUGCUGGUCUCCGGCCCUGAUACCCAAACCGAACGACUGGGGCUCUCACAUAUCUAUCUCCGGAUUCUACUUUCUCGACAUGGCCUCUGAUUACACACCUGCCUCUGACUUACAAGCAUUUCUCAACGCCGGUCCACCUCCCAUCUACUUGGGAUUUGGGAGCAUCGUGUUGGACGACCCCGACACGCUGACGGAACUCAUUUUCGCCGCCGCGAGGAAGACUGGCCAACGUGUGCUCCUUUCAAAAGGCUGGGGAGGUAUGGGCGCCGAUCAGCUGCGUAUCCCCGACGGCGUCUUCAUGCUCGAUAACGUACCGCACGACUGGCUCUUCCACCAUGUCUCGUGCGUCGUGCACCAUGGUGGUGCCGGAACCACGGCGGCAGGCAUCGCCGCAGGCCGGCCGACUGUGGUCGUUCCCUUCUUUGGAGACCAGCCUUUCUGGGGCGCCAUGAUCGCGCGAGCAGGCGCCGGCCCCGAUCCGAUCCCCCACAAACAACUCACGGCAGACAACCUAGCCGAGGCCAUCAACGCCUGUCUAACCCCCAGAUGCCUGGAGCGCGCCAGAAAACUCGCAAGCAAGAUCGCGGCAGAGCGAGGCAGCGACACUGGUGCUCAGUCGUUCCAUGAAUUCCUCAACCCUGACCGGCUCCGCUGCACUCUCGCACCAUCCCGACCUGCUGCGUGGCGGGUCAGGCGCACCAAGGUCAGGUUGAGUGCUUUUGCUGCCUGUACUUUGGCGAAUGCAGAGCUGUUGGAUCUCGAUGACUUGAAGCUCUUCAGACCACAAGAGCAUUACACCGACGAGGGUCCCUGGGAUCCGAUCUCCGGUGGUUUUACAGCAUUUGUGAGGGCUUUCAGCGGCAUGACAAUGGGGCUAGCUAGUGUUCCUUCGGAGACGUGGAGAGCUUUACAGAUGCCGGCUGCGCGGAGCCGACAGCAGUCCCAAGCAUCGGCAUCGGCAUCGGCGUUGGCAUCGGCAUCGACGACGACGACCGCGAGCAGGAGUGAGGUCUGGCCUGUCGUGGAAAGAUCGGAUUCGUCGAUUUCAUCUAGACGAAGUACCAGGCAGAGCUUUGUCAGUGAGGACUCUUCUCCCACUCUUGCUCGGAACCCUUCCAGCCUCUCUGGUCGGUCAACUCGACCUUCGAACGUGCCCAGACAAGAUUAUCCUGGCCGAGGUCCAUCCCGCAGUCGGACUGAAUCUGACGCCGGCAAACAACCCGACAUCCUCCGUCCGACUGGCGUGCAUGUGAGCAAAGGCGCCGGGCGUUUCGCCAGGGCGGUUGUGCAAGGACCCGUGGAUAUUUCAGUGAAUUGGACGAGAGGCUUUCACAACAUGCCUAGGCUUUGGGGAGACGAUACCGUACGCCCUCAAGAAAAGGUUAGCGAUUUCAAGUCAGGCGUCAAGGCAGUAGGAAGAGAGUUUGGCUAUGGCUGGUACGAUGGCGUCACUGGCCUGGUCACCCAGCCCUGGAGAGGCGCCCGGAAAGGGGGUGCCAGCGGCUUUGCGAAAGGAAUUGGCAAAGGACUCGGGGGAUUUAUCGCCAAGCCAGGCGCGGCGUUUUUCGGUAUCCUGGGGCAUACGAUGCAGGGGGUCAACAAAGAGGUGCAGAAGUUGUUCGGCAGUGAUGUGCAGAGCUAUAUCAUCUCAUCUAGGGCAACUCAGGGUUAUGAGGAGUGGCUGCGGGGCUCCGAAGCGGAAAAGCAAGACGAAAAAGAAAAGGAAAAGGAGAUCCCUAACGAGGUAACGCGAGAAGCCCAGGAAGUAUACCAACAGACGAACUCGGGCAGCAGUGCAGAUGCUUGGACCCAAGAUCCCACCAGAACCACGUUCGACAUGGGUGGUGUUUCACAGUCAUCUCUGUGUUCUACCAACACAAGAUCGUGGGAUGCGGCUGAAGCCACGUCGAACGGAGACGCAGCACAUGAUGACGACGACAUGGAACUCGUGUCUAGACUCCAGUCCCCACGGCAUGUUCACCAGACAGAUCGGGGUCUGCGUGACGAGAAAACGCCUCAGGAGAAGACGGAAGAAGAGGUUGUGAUAGAGUACAUCAAGAAGCAGAGUCUGUUGGAAGUGCAACACCAACACAAAGGUAAGGGUCGUGAAACAGCGAUAGAGGAUGAGGACGAUGAGAACGAUGAGGACUUGCAGAAAGCGUUGAAGUUAAGCAUGCAAGAAGAACACGAACAUCGGUACUGA